Molecule: messenger RNA, 1592 nt
Organism: Atta colombica
Lineage: Eukaryota; Metazoa; Arthropoda; Insecta; Hymenoptera; Formicidae
Product: protein bfr2-like
Exons: 5
Coding region: 270-1169 (299 amino acids)
Source: RefSeq, a predicted model, not a curated record
ACAAGACACGAAGAGGUACAAGAAUUGAAUGCACCAUCGCGUACCGACAUCCAAGUUAUUCAAUCAACAAAAAUAAAUCGGAAAGUGCGUCCUCGGAGUUUUGGUUAAUCAACAAUUUGCAAUGAAUUGGUUGACUCUCAAUUGGAAAUCUACUUCGAAUGCCGUCUAACACAUCUCGCGUUGCCAUGGAAAUCCGCGAAAAUGACUACACUGGUCCUGGACUAAAAAUAUUUAGGUAAACAACGUGGUACCAUAUAUACUUUGUCAGGAUGACAGAGAAACGACUGUCGUUGGGCAUCAAUGUAAGCAUUUUACUAAUACUGACGAUAUUUGGCGUGCUUCUGUCUUUGCCUUUGCGAUUGUUGUUCGACACGAAUUACUCCGAGCAGAAUCACGGAGAUGAAAGUGGUGUCAGUGACCCGGGCGAGAAAGGAAAAGAAUCCGCGAUACCGAUAGAUCAUCGAAAAUUAAAGCGCUGUCCGAAUCUACAGUAUGAGGAUCGCUUGAUGUCCGUCUUUAUGAGCGAUUACGACGGAAAUUGCACGUACGUGCAAGACGAGAGCGACGAUGACGAAGAUGACGAUGAUGAUGACAGCGACUCUGAAGAGGAAGAGGAUAGUAGAGAGGAUGAGGACGAUGAGGAGGAGGAAACACACAAGUCCAAGAAGAGCAUCGAAGAAAUGAAAGAAAGCGCUGAAGAGAUCUUGAAGUCGCGUCAAAUGAAGUCCGUCACGGUGGCAGGCCACAUACUCGUGACGAUGUUGCUCGUAUCAGUAAUAGCUGCCCUCGUUGAAGUACUGCGAAUACGCUUCGCCAGAGAAAAAGAUUCGUCUAGGGCAGGCACGAUUAUUUCACGGAGAAGUUGCUCCUCCAACGUGGACAUAUCCGCCAUAAGACGUCCCAUUUCAAGAGAAUUAAUUAGAAGCUAUAAGUCCUUUGAUAUACCAGGAGUGCAUCAUUCCACACUGCGUCUGUUAGGAGCGCGGCCGCCCCCGCUUAUCCGUCGCUCCUCAUUUCCAACACCACAAGCAAAGAAAACCGCUACUUCAUCUCUUUGCGGUACACCGAGUAAAGGGCUGACGCGGCGCCAAUCGGCUGAAUCAGAAGAAGAAAUCAGGAUUGUUACUAACACUCUUCAUCAUCGCACUCGUCUGAUUCGACGCCAUUAAAGCGACGAAACAAGUAUACAUCAAUCCAUCAAAUUCCUUGUAUCUACAUUGGUGACAAAAUUAACAGGGUAUACGUCUUCUACUAUACGGUAACAUGCAACGCACAAUGAUCACAUCCAAUGAUCUUUCUUACGCUUGCACAACGUCGAAAAAUUUAAGGAACAGAUCUUCCAACGCAUCCCUUACGGCGGCUUCAAUAGUGCUCCAUUUUCGCGACGCUUUUAUAUCACGCUGUUCAUUAAGUUCUGCUUUCUAGCCAGGCACUCUUUGAAAUAUUUAAGAUUACAUUGAUUAAUAUACAGAAUCAAUUUUCAGGAUCAAAAACUAUCGCGUGAGCUACGGUGGAAAGCUGAAUUACUACAGCACAUGCCUGGACUAACAUGUUUUAAUAAAGUAUAAUUUCUAUAUUUUUUUCCAUAUUCG